Messenger RNA from Pelmatolapia mariae (spotted tilapia), 8131 nucleotides. It is a transcript of the gene kank4, whose product is annotated as KN motif and ankyrin repeat domains 4. The transcript is spliced from 10 exons. Gene Ontology annotation, cellular component: cytoskeleton; cytoplasm. NCBI's taxonomy places the organism in Eukaryota, Metazoa, Chordata, Actinopteri, Cichliformes, Cichlidae. Gene Ontology annotation, biological process: negative regulation of actin filament polymerization. The record is from RefSeq and is a predicted model, not a curated record. Gene Ontology annotation, molecular function: protein binding. Bases 340 to 4926 code for a protein of 1528 amino acids.
UCAGCCAGUCUGUCUGCCUCCUAGCGUAGUACUCUGCUUUCACUCACCAUUAUUCAUCGCCAUCUAAGGAUAUAUAUAUAUAUUUACACAAACCCACAGAGGCAGACGGAGCACCUUCCUAGCGGACCCGAGACUUUGCAUUUGGCUGAUAGAGAUAUAAAAUAUACACCACCCUGCAAAGACAUAAAAGUGGGGCUCGAUAGCAGUUCUUCUUAAACUGACAUUUGUUGUUCCCUGCUACUACAUUUUUUCCAUCACAAAGGAUUUCACAAGCAGCUGCUGAGGCUGUUAGCUCCUACUCUAGCAAACACAAGUAGAUGACUGAGAACUCGGCCUCCCAUGAUGGACAAGAAAAGUGCCAAUGGCUUUCAGUCCAAGGCCAGUGAGGGUGGUGUUCAAAGGAAGCAGCUGCCCUACUCAGUGGAGACUCCCUAUGGCUUCCACCUGGAUCUUGAUUUCCUCAAGUAUGUUGAUGAUAUUGAAAAAGGCAACACAAUCAAAAGGGUCCACAUUCAGCGCAGGGUAAAGGGCCCACCUAAAUUCAGCACUCUGCCUAGAAAUUUUAGUCUUCCUGGGCAUGGAGUAAGGCCUCCCCCAAAGGAAAAGGACAGUACUUGGUCUGGGACGUCUACCCUGGGUCCCAAGCCUAAAUCACGAGUGACAGAGGUUCAACAGAUCUUUGACUUUCGAGCAAAUGAAGGCGUGAUUUCCAGCCAGAGCAGCAGGGUGACCACGAGUCAAGGAACUGGCUAUGUUUCAACUAAACCCAAAGAUGAAGUAGGCGCGGGGGCUCGCGGUGCUGAAGACAGAACUGGGGGGAUUCAGAUUCAGAGUCGUCCAAAUCUGCUCAGAGCAUCGAGCAUGCCCAUCACGCUACAGCAGCGUAAGAGUUCAGAUUCAAGCAGCCCUGACCGUACCGUGGGAACACCAGAAAACGGCUCAACAGAGAACAUGUUCCGGGCUUCACCAGACGUAACAGAAAGACGCUGUGUUCCCCAAGAUCGAGCAGGUCUUCACCAACAGAUUACUGUUGCACUGAAGCGGGUCAGAGAGCUAGAGGAACAGGUCAGAACCAUCCCAGAACUGAAAGCUCAGAUCUGCUCUUUGAGGGAGGAGCGGGAGCAGCUGCUUCUUCAGCUACAAGCACAAGCCAAGGCCCAGGCUUCCAAAUUAUCUGCUACAGUACCAACAGGUUACGAUCCUAGGACAAAUAAUCAAUCGCAAGGACAGAGACCUUCACAGGAGAUGAAGUUAGUCCUAAAGACUCAACCCACUAGUCUUGGGCCAUCAAACCAAGCUACAGGGAAGGAGAAACGAGGUGAGACAGAGAAAACUAACAUGUUACUAUUUGAAGUGGAGAGCUCGGCACAAGGAGAAAGUAGCAUGUCGUCAGCACAAGAAGUGGAGAGACAAUCACUGCAGCUGGACAUACCUGACAAACAAAAAGAAACAGAGAGUCCACUGGGACAGACAGUGCAAAAACUGCCACGAGACAUUUCAGGGGAGGAAUUACUAUCUAUCACAGUGGCUUUAAAAGAAACAGAGACUGCAGCAAAAGAAGGAAAACCAAAGGAUCCAGAUGAUAUGCAGAAGUUGGAGGAGAAGCUAACAGUACUAGAGGCUAAACUUAUUCAGGCUAGCCAGGAGCUAGAGAGAACCAAUGCUCUUUUGAAACAGCAAAUAGAGGAGAACAAGCUAAAAGAGGAGAGAAUACUACAACUGAGUGAGGGAACAAGAGUGGAGGUUUGCACCGCAGAUGAACGUCCAAGAAGAGAGAGCAUUGACACAGGGACAGUGACAGAAAGGAUAGAUUUUACCCACCAGGAAACAGAGACAGAAUCGCCUGGUACUGUAGAUCAGGGGACAGACACUGAUAAAAUCUGCAUUGAAGUGUGCAUACCAAAACAACAGACUAAAAGUACAGAUCAAGGACCAGUGACGGGAAAAGCUGACACGCAUGACCAGGAGACAGAGAUGGAGGCAGCAAUAACAGCGACAAGUCCACCGAGGCCCAGAGCCAACAGCAUGGAACGAGGCACACUAACCGAGAGCAUCAUCACUCUGGAUCAGAUGACCGAGACUCCCGUGGCCGAAAGGGUAAACCAAGUCACAGAAACAGAAGGCGAGAUGGUGACGGACCAUCCUCAGAGACCGAGGGCCAGCAGUGUUGACAGAGGGACAGAGACAGAAAGGGUGGGCACUGUGGACAGAGUGACAGAGACAGAGGUAGCCCAGAGAGCAGACCAGCAGACUGAGACAGAGAUGGAGAGACGUCAUGACAACAACCCAGCCAGAGGUGUAGAAGCAGAGAGUCAAGUGAGUGAGAACACAGGCAGCCAAAGAGACGAAGUCGUGGUGAGCGAAAGAACAGAAGACAGGGAAACAUAUGAAAGAAUUCAAAGAGAGAGUGAACGUUUAGUUGCUGAGGUUUUAUCAGAAAGCUCAGCGGCAGCUGUAGAAAGCAUAAAAACUUUAGAUGUUGUUAGGAAGAAUGAAGAGUGCGCCAGUUCGGCUGCUAAAGCAGGAGAAAAUAAGAUUAAAGUGAGUUCUGAACAAGAUGACUCAGAAACAAAAGAAAUUACAGAAGUGGUUGAAACAAGACCAGCUGCCCCGGAGACUACAGAGAAGAAAGAAACAGGAGCCGGGGAGGUUAUGUCUGCAGCAGUCAAAGAAACUGUAGCCGCUGACACUGUUGCAGUAACUGAGGGGAAUUCAGCUGUGAAGACAGCAGCUCCUGUAAGACCACAAAGAGGCAGGAAACCCUCAGUGGAGCAAACUCAGCCGUCACCUCCUCAACUUCAGGUGGUGCCUGUGCGUCCUCGUAGGGGAUCCAGUGAAACUCAGACCCAGCCGCAGACGAAAACCCAGCCCCAGGUGCAGGAACAGAGUGCAGCUCAGCUUGAAGCUCGGUCCCCAGAACAGCUCUCUGAAACACAGGUAAAACAUCAAACACCGUCUGUGCCUCAGGUUGAGGAUCACACUAUAGCAAAGAAACCUCCUGGAGGGUCUGGAGAGAAGCAGUCUGAAUCUCGGCUUCAGUCUGAGACUCAGGCCGUGUCUCCGGGCUCUAGUGAAGUCCAAGUCAGGCCUAAAUCAAUACAAGCCCAAUCUCAAACUUCUGCACCUCGGCGGGACUCAAAAGAGCUGAAAGCACCGCAGAGGGUGUCUGGUGCAUCACACACUCCUAGACGGGGAUCGGGAGAAGCCCAGACCCAACCACCUCGCCAAGCAUCAAGCGAUGCUCAAACUCAACCUCAGGGUUCACGUAGAAGCUCCAGUGAGGCUCAGGCCCCUCCGAAAGAUGCCAGUGAGACACAGUCACUGCGCAGAGGCUCCAGUGAAGCAGCUCAGCGCCGUGGCUCAAGCGAAGCCCAGGGUUCACGUCGCGACACCGGGGAGGCCCAGCCUCCUCGAAGAGGCUCCAGCGAAUCACCAACAUCGCCUGCAGCUUUGGGUCAAGUUGUAACUCGGAUAACGGGGCUGCUAGGAGAGCAGUGGGCACAUCUCGGAAGCAGCUCUGGCACUCAGCAAACAGCUAGCCAGCAGGAGAGCGCAAGCACACAGAAAAAGACGACAGGGAAAAGAGCGGAGGCUGGAAAGGCAACGUCAGCCAAGCCAGCGGGGAAAGCAGCCCCAGCAGCAGCAGCGACAGGGAAACCAGCGGGGAAACCUGGUACUUCCAAAAUGAGCUCCAUUCAGAGCCAACUGGUCAGCUCCCUCAGUGUCCUCUCUGCCUUCUACUCCCCAAGCCAGAAAGUGGCUGCUGCCAGCAAACAGCAAGAACAAGGUCUCAAAUCCAUCAUGAAGAAAAAUGGUGCAGCAGGCAAGCAGGGGAACAAGGGAGCCAAGAAAAACCUGAAGUUUGUGGGGGUGAAUGGAGGAUAUGAGACGACAUCCAGCGAAGAGUCGAGUGGAGAUGAGAAGUCAAAGGUGGAGGUAGAAGAGGAAGAUAGCUCAGAACCAGAAGUGGAGAAGGAGCCUGAGAAGGAGCCUGAGAAGGAGCCUGAGAAGCAGCCAGAGGAGGGAGCAGAAGCCCAGAGAAAAGAUUCAGAGGUCCCAACUGAGGGAGGAGGUGCUGUGGCUCAAGAGAAGGAGACUGAAAGAGGUCUGCUGGAUCCAGAAAGUAGCCAGGAGCUCCUGGAAGAGCAGGCUGGAGGGGGAAAAGUCGACAAGGGGUUUAUAGAUGCAUGCCUUUAUGUAAAGGACCGCAUGGAGGAGGUUUCAUCCCCAGAUAAAGAAAUGCGCCAGGUUUUAGUGGUGCUCUACCAGGAGUGGUUCAGAGUCUCCAGUCAAAAAGACUCGCAGGCAGAUACUGUCAGAUUAUACCUGCGACAAGUGGGGAUGACCACACCCACUCUCCUGCCAUAUGUUGUUAACUUGACAGACGGCAAUGGGAAUAUGGCUCUUCACUACAGCGUGUCACACUCCAACUUCCCUGUGGUCAAACUGCUGCUGGAUACCGGCCUGUGCGAAACAGACAAUCUCAAUAAGGCAGGCUAUACUCCAGUGAUGCUGGCUGCACUGACGGCUGCUGAGAGCCCCGAUGAUCUUGAAGUGGCACAGCAACUGUUGAAAGUGGGAGAUGUCAACGCACGCUCCAGACAGGCGGGCCAGACAGCACUCAUGCUUGCGGUGAGCCAUGGCCGCGUUGCCAUGGUGAAGCUGCUCCUGAGCUGCGGCGCGGAUGUAAAUGCCCAGGACCGCGAGGGCUCGACGGCCCUGAUGUGUGCCAGCGAGCACGGGCACACACACAUCGCUCGCCUGCUGCUGGAGACAGGUCGCUGUGAUACCAGCCUCAAAGAUAAGAACGGUCAGACGGCUCUGUUGGUGGCAGAAGGAGCCUCUCAACAGGACAUAAUUGACCUUCUGAAGGCCAACGCUGAGGUCCAAACCUCUGAGUCCACAAGCACCGCAGACCUCCUCUGAGUCAGAGUUCUCCAAACCAUCCCAGCUCGCCAUUCAACCGCUCAACCGCUCUGUUUCCGUUAACCGUGCCCGCCAACAUGGGGAGAAAACACUGAAAUAAACACACGGUGGUACCGCACACAUCAUAAGACGUGGCAGGAGCUUUUCUUCCACGUCUCUGCCAGUAAUGCUGGUGGGUGUCGAUGGAUAUGCUGCAUCAACCGCUCAGGUCCACAGCUGAGGGCCCCGACAGCCUGAUGAGAAGAUGUUUCCACAGUGUCAAGUGUGACUGACGGGAUGUUAAGUAGGACACGGGGUGAGACUAUAAAGCAGGACAACACAUUGGGCGGCCUAGCAAGUGGACAGAGAGAGCCUCUGAACUGCUGCUUCCUAUCAUCAGCUAACUCUUAAAGCAAAAUACUAAGCACAUGAUCUACCUUUGCAAAGAUAGAAUAUGAAAUAAUACAUUAUUUCUAUUUUUUUUCCCUUUCAUGACAUUGAAAUCAGUCUUUACAUAUUUGGACAUAAGCCAUUAUUGAGGACAUACUUUAUGUAGAAUAGAUUAUAAUCACAAAAAUCACAAAAACUGUAUUUUCUACUGCACUUUUUUAAAAUUGUUGAUGUGUUUCGUAAAUAGUCCUCUAUAAUAGUGGUGUCCAGAUGAAAUUAUAUAUCUCCGAAAAGCAUUCAUUAGGAAUUUAAAUAACAGAAUAUAACUUAUAACAGAAUAUAUUUGACAUUCAGUGUAUCGUUUUUGCCGUAGGACCCAUCGCUUUUCACAUGUGGGACAUGGGUGCUCAUCAGCUGUGUGUUAAUGAGAAACAAAUCCUUUCUGUGGGACAUUAAACUAUUUUUUAUAACCACAACAUGACCAGGCUGAAGAAAGACAAUGCUCUUCUCUUAUGAAGAUUGUACUGCAUGCAUGCCAAUACGUUUACUCCCCCUACUGGCUGUCUUAUAGUACUAAACAGCAGUAUGUUGUAGUACUGUCUGUUCUCAUAGCGUCUCUCUCUUUCUCUACAUCUCCCGCCUUCAGUUCAAAUAUAAUGUAUGCCUUGUUCGCCUGCUCGUUUUAAAAUCAAACCAUGUAUGCAACUGCUACAAAAUGCACAAUGAAUGUCAGGCUGGCUGUGACACAUUCCAGGAAAUUAAUGUAGCAAGUUUAAAUACACUGGCAUGGGCUUUACGACUAACAGACACAGACUGUCAGUGGAUGUGGCAGACAUUGGAAUGAGUCUGGUUAUUUAUAUUACGCGUGGUGAGACACAUCGUCUUGUCCUUGCUUUCGUGAGGUCUCAUUUCAUAAACGGUAAGACAACAUGGUAAAUCUGACCCGAGGUUUGGGUUGAGGGUAGAGCUGGGACUUGGGUUUGCGUUUUAAGAAGCAAUAGUAAUUGAAUACUACCUUACUGUCAGUCAUAAAGUAGGUCGAGUGAGUGACCUUGGUCGAGCCUUAAUCAGACAACAUAAGACAUAAGAUGUUUUCCACAGUGUUGAUGUUUUUGUACCACAAACCUACGUUCGUAUUCCUGAGCUAAUAUAAAGCAGGAGUAGCGGUCUUUAAAAUAAAGUUUACAGUUUCCCACUCUGUGACCGCUGCUGAUGUCAAACAGUCCCGUAUGUUUACAGUUAAAUGGAAUGCUGAAAUGAUAUAACAGAAUGGCAUAAAAUGAUCUGUAAUAUAACAUUAUUAUUAUUAUUAUUAUUAUUAAUUUUAGAUAAUUCAUGUAGUUCAUGGACUGCAAAGGAAAUAGGGGGAGUAAGCCUAAAUUAGAAAAGAAAAUUGAUAGGCAAAUCGAUCAAGUUCAUUGUAAGCCUCUCUUUUCACCUGAUUAUGAUCAUAUUUAUGACUACUCUGAUCUUUGUUCUCUUUUUUAAAGAGUUGGAGGUGGGAUUUAAAGGGGAAUACCACUUACUACUUUAACAACUGCCAUAUAUGUGACCUAUGACCAUGAUCCAGUCUGAAUUUACAAAAGAAAAAAAGCUACACUCCAGACAGCUAACGAAACGAAACGCUGAACAUUUUUCAAGCAUACAGACAAAUCAAACCUAUCAGCUGUUAUUAUCAUUUAUUAAUAAAACUGGAUUAGCAAUUGAAUAUUUGUGGCCAUAGUGAUACAUCAUGUCAUUGGAAUACAUUAGCAUUUUGUCUUAAUUGGUAUUAAUUUGGGGUUUUUUUUGCAGUGGGGUUUGUCAUUCUAGUAAAUGUUUUCGGGCACAAAUAUAAAAAUAUGUAGACUGACCAUGACGCAAGACUCAUUUUAAAUGAAGUAUAUUAUAUAGAUCUAUAUACUUUGACUUAUAUAGUACAUUUACACAAGAAAAUACCUUUUUUCACACUGACUUAGUAAUCAGAUAAGUAUUUGUGGGGGCUCACAAAGUAGCACAGGUUUUCUCCACAACGACGCUGCAUUCACACAACAUCAGUAAAUCUCAAUGUUAACUCUGUGCAGCGCAUCUGAUCAUCACUGACUGUCUGUGUAUGAAGGAACAAAAAUAAGAGUCUCUGUACAGCCGUAGCUUCCUGCAUUGCAGACAGCCAAAGGACGAUCGGGAGGGCGCUGCGAGAAUUAUCUGGUGAAUCUGGUCUUCCGUGCCUGCGUAUAAGUCUCUAUGAAAAUCUAUAUGUUUAAUCCCCUGUGACCCAGAUAUUAUAAGGUUUCACGUGAGCACCAAAGAACUGAAACCAAAUCUGUUUCACAUGGGACUAAAUAUGUAUUUUAUGUGUUCCUGUAAAUCCAGCCAAAUAUAUGUACAUACAGUAUUGUGAAAAGUAUAUAACAAGUAUUGUCUGACAGUUUGCUCUAAGAUUACAGUAUUUAUUCCAAAUGCUAUAUUUUUUAUCGUAUAAUAUACCUAUGUAUGCAUGGACAAAUAUUCAAGUGAUACAGCUCAAUGGGAAUUUUGAAUGACUGAAAACUGUACUGAGUAUACCCUGAUGAUGUGAUCAUUUAACUUAUCUUUCAUCGGUUGGGUGGUUAUAGUACAUAGUGUGAUUUGACGAGGUUGUGGACUGUCAUGUGUCCUUUAAUGCUACUCUUGACAUUUCAGAUCUGACACUGACUUAAGCUGUGAGAGCAACGUCUCCCUUGUUUGAAUAUCAAAGUGGAAAUCCGAGCCGACGUACAUGACAGAGUCAAAUGUAAAAAGUUGUACCUCUCUGUAAUAUUCCUUGUACAACAGGCUUGUAUGUUACAAACCAGAGAAUCAAUUCUAAAUAAAUAAA